AUGGCCAUGCAGUUCAUUUAACUGAGAAUCCAGCUGAAGAGAAUAGGCAUGGGAUGAGUAAAUAUUCACAGACGCAGUCACAACAGAUUCGCUAUUUCACCCACCAUAGUGUGCAAUAUUUCUGGGAUGAUACCAUUCACAAUUUCGAUUUCUUAAAAAAAUUGCUUUAUGGAGUAAAUGAAAUUACUGUGAAAGUGCCUUCUGUUUUUAAGCUUUUAAUUAAAGAGGUUCUCAACCCAUUUUACAUUUUCCAACUGUUCAGUGUUAUACUGUGGAGCAUUGAUGAAUACUAUUACUAUGCUCUAGCCAUUGUGAUUAUGUCCAUAGUAUCAAUUGUAAGCUCACUGUAUUCCAUUAGAAAGCAAUAUGUCAUGUUGCAUGACAUGGUGGCAGCUCACAGUACUGUGAGAGUUUCAGUUUGUAGAGUAAAUGCAGAAAUAGAAGAGAUCUUUUCUACAGACCUUGUCCCGGGAGAUGUCAUGAUUAUUCCUUUAAAUGGGACAGUCAUGCCUUGUGAUGCAGUACUUAUUAAUGGGACCUGCAUUGUAAAUGAAAGCAUGUUAACAGGAGAAAGUGUUCCAGUGACAAAGACUAAUUUGCCAAACCCUUCAGUGGGCCUAAAAGGAACAGGAGAUGAAUUUUAUAGUCCGGAAACACAUAAACGACAUACUUUGUUUUGUGGGACGACUGUUAUUCAGACUCGUUUCUACACUGGAGAACUUGUCAAAGCCAUAGUAGUUAGAACAGGAUUUAGUACUUCUAAAGGACAGCUUGUUCGUUCCAUAUUGUAUCCUAAACCAACUGAUUUUAAGCUCUACAGAGAUGCCUACUUGUUUCUACUGUGUCUUGUAGCAGUGGCUGGCAUUGGGUUUAUCUACACUAUUAUCAAUAGCAUUUUAAAUGAGGUAGAAGUUGGAGUAAUAAUUAUCGAGUCUCUUGAUAUUGUUACAAUUACUGUGCCGCCUGCACUUCCUGCUGCAAUGACUGCUGGUAUUGUGUAUGCACAGAGAAGACUGAAAAAAAUCGGUAUUUUCUGUAUUAGUCCCCAAAGGAUAAAUAUCUGUGGACAGCUGAAUCUUGUUUGCUUUGACAAGACUGGAACUCUUACUGAAGAUGGUUUAGAUCUUUGGGGUAUUCAACGAGUAGAAAAUAAACGAUUUCUUUUGCCAGAAGAAAACGUUUGCAAGGAGGUGUUGGUAAAAUCUCAGUUUGUUGCUUGUAUGGCUACUUGUCAUUCACUUACAAAAAUUGAAGGAGUGCUUUCUGGUGAUCCACUUGAUUUGAAAAUGUUUGAAGCCAUUGGAUGGAUUCUGGAAGAAGCAACCGAAGAAGAAACAGCACUUCAUAAUCGAAUUAUGCCCACUGUGGUUCGUCCUCCCAAACAACUGCUUCCUGAAUCUACACCUGCAGGAAACCAAGAAAUGGAGCUGUUUGAACUUACAGCUAUUUAUGAAAUAGGAAUUGUUCGCCAGUUCCCGUUUUCUUCUGCUUUGCAACGUAUGAGUGUGGUUGCAAGAGUGCUAGGGGAUAAGAAAAUGGAUGCCUACAUGAAAGGAGCACCUGAGGUCAUUGCCAGUCUUUGUAAACCUGAAACAGUUCCUGUUGAUUUUGAAAAAGUUUUAGAAGAUUACACUAAACAGGGCUUCCGAGUGAUUGCUCUUGCACACAGAAAAUUGGAGUCAAAACUGACAUGGCAUAAAGUACAGAAUAUUAGCAGAGAUGCCAUUGAAAACAACAUGGAUUUUAUGGGAUUAAUUAUAAUGCAGAACAAAUUAAAGCAAGAAACCCCUGCAGUACUUGAAGAUUUGCAUAAAGCCAACAUUCGCACUGUCAUGGUUACAGAAAGUGUAGCUAUUCCCAUUAAAUUGGUCCAUGAUAGCUUAGAGGAUCUUCAGGUGACUCGUUACCAUUUUGCAAUGAAUGGAAAAUCAUUUUCAGUGAUACUGGAGCAUUUUCAAGACCUUGUUCCUAAGUUAAUGUUGCAUGGGACUGUGUUUGCUCGUAUGGCACCUGAUCAGAAGACACAAUUGGUAGAAGCAUUGCAAAACGUAGAUUACUUUGUUGGGAUGUGCGGUGAUGGUGCAAAUGAUUGUGGUGCUUUGAAGAGGGCACACGGAGGCAUUUCCUUAUCAGAGCUCGAGGCUUCAGUGGCAUCUCCCUUUACCUCUAAAACUCCUAGUAUUUCCUGUGUGCCAAACCUUAUCAGGGAAGGCCGUGCUGCUUUAAUAACUUCCUUCUGUGUGUUUAAAUUUAUGGCAUUGUAUAGCAUUAUCCAGUACUUCAGUGUUACUCUCCUGUAUUCUAUCUUAAGUAACCUAGGAGACUUCCAGUUUCUCUUCAUUGAUCUGGCAAUCAUUUUGGUAGUGGUAUUUACAAUGAGUUUAAAUCCUGCCUGGAAGGAACUUGUGGCACAAAGACCACCUUCAGGUCUUAUAUCUGGGGCUCUUCUCUUCUCCGUUUUAUCUCAGAUUAUCAUCUGCAUUGGAUUUCAAUCUUUAGGGUUUUUUUGGGUCAAGCAACAACCUUGGUAUGAGGAGUGGCAUCCACAUUCAGAUGUUUGUAAUACAACAAGAAGCCCAUAUUGGAAUUCUUCACACUUAUACAAUGAAACCGAACUCGAUACACAUAAUAUACAAAAUUUUGAAAAUACCACAGUUUUUUUUAUCUCCAGUUUUCAGUACCUCAUAGUGGCAAUUGCCUUUUCAAAAGGAAAACCCUUCAGGCAACCUUGCUACAAGAAUUAUUUUUUUGUUGUAUCUAUGAUUGUUUUGUAUGUUUUCAUAUUAUUCAUCAUGUUGCAUCCAAUCGCCUCUGUUGAUCAGGUUCUUCAGAUAGUGUGUGUACCAUAUCAGUGGCGCAUAACUAUGCUUAUCAUCGUUCUUGUCAAUGCCUUUGUAUCUAUCAUGGUGGAGGAGUCAGUGGAUCGGUGGGGGAAGUGCUGCUUGUCGUGGGCCCUGGGCUGUAGAAAGAAGAUACCAAAGGCAAAGUACAUGUAUCUGGCGCAGGAGCUCUUGGUUGAUCCAGAAUGGCCACCAAAACCUCAGACAACAACAGAAGCUAAAACUUUAGUUAAGGAGAAUGGAUCAUGUCAGAUUAUCACCAUAACAUAGUAAUGAAUCAGUCUCAGUUGUAUGCUAGUAGCAGUAUGUAGGAGAAUGUGAUUUUAGGAUUUUCUGAUCCUGUGUGUCAGAAUGGCACUAUUCAGUUUAUGUCCCUUCUGAUAUAAUAGCUGAUUUGAGAGCUUUACUUUUUAAAAAUCAAAACAGAAAAAGGUAUUGGCCUAACAGUUAAAUUAACAAUCAAUCUGUAAAGUCCUGUAUCUUGAUUUAGUAAUCUAAAUAUUAUAUACAUUUCCAGAAUUUACUUGUUACCCUCAAUGAUAUUCUUUAUAUUGGGUACAGGAGAAAUUUGGUGUUUGGUAGAUUUUUAGACAUUAACUUUUGAGACGUUACCCCUUUAAAUUUAUUUUCAUAACCUCCUUACUAGAAAAAGUCUGUAUGUUUAUAUAGAGGCGCUAAAUUUGUGAUUGGUUAAAAAUAAAAUGGGUAUCAAUUAGCCUUUAGUGAAAACAUCUUGAAAGCCUCCUUUCAUUGGAUUCCAAUAUUUAUUCUGAAUAAUCUAUAUAAACAUACACCGGUUCCCUUUGAUAGCCUGGAGUUAGGAGUGAGUUUGUCUGAAGUUGUUUAUAGCACAACUCAGGUAAUUUCCAUUUAUGGUUUUUAUAUUUUCUGUACAAACUGCCUGGGUUUUAUUUUUCUAAUCAGUAAGGUGCUUCACUGCUCUCUUGAGAUGUCCCUCAAAGCUAUUAAAUGGAUCUUGUGCUAU
Molecule: messenger RNA, 3825 nt
Organism: Galeopterus variegatus (Sunda flying lemur)
Lineage: Eukaryota; Metazoa; Chordata; Mammalia; Dermoptera; Cynocephalidae
Gene: ATP13A3
Product: ATPase type 13A3
Exons: 28
Coding region: 54-3110 (1018 amino acids)
Biological process (GO): polyamine transmembrane transport; intracellular calcium ion homeostasis
Cellular component (GO): late endosome membrane
Molecular function (GO): ATP hydrolysis activity; polyamine transmembrane transporter activity; P-type ion transporter activity
Source: RefSeq, a predicted model, not a curated record